AUGUAGGGCUGGAAGUCAAACUAUGGCACAGUAGUGCAGUUGACUAGUUAUCAUGGUAUGGUAAAUUGUUUGGAGGAUGUCCUUGGAGACGAGGGGGCUGGGCAGGGUCAUUGACUUUGUGACUGGUGUAUAAAUGAAUCAGUCAGAUUCAGCUGUCUACAGAGCUUUUACCUACAUCAACAUCAACAUCAACAGUGACCUUAUUUUUGUUGAGUGUGAAGGAUGGUGAGAUCAUCCAUGAUGUUCCUCUUGUUGGCUCUCCUGGGACUGGCAUGCUCUAUUGGCGCGACUGUCCCAAGAAAUCUUGCCUUGCGUGGAAAAGCUACACAGUCAGACCUCAUCGAGAACCCAUGGCACGGUUACAGUCAUGCCUCCAAUGCCAUUGAUGGGAACCGCGAUUCACAUUUUCAUCAUGGGUCCUGCACUGCCACUGAUGAAUCCACUAGCCCCUGGUGGAGAGUGGACCUGCUUGAUACCUACAUAGUCACCUCCAUCACCGUCACCAACAGAGGGGAUGCUGUUCCUGAGAGGCUUAACGGGGCUGAGAUACGAAUAGGAAAUUCUUUAGUGGACAAUGGCAUUCAUAACCCUCUGGCUAAAACAAUUUCCUCCGUUCCAGUCGGCAGUCCUCUCACCCUGGCCUUUGACCCAGGCUUCAAAGGGCGUUAUGUGACUGUGGUUCUACCAGGCCAGAAAAGACUUCUGACACUCUGUGAAGUGGAGGUUUAUGGCUACCUUGCCCCAACCGGAGAUAAUGUGGCUCUAUAUGGAAAGGCCACCCAGUCGUCUUUGUAUCAGUUUGGCAUUCCAAGCAAUGCUAUUGAUGGGAAUCGCAACGCUAUUUGGAUAGGAGGGUCCUGCACCCACACUCUAGAGGACAUCAACGCCUGGUGGAGGGUGGACCUUCUGAAGACCUACAAAGUGUUCUCCAUCAUCAUCACCAACACAGUCGACAGUGUUCCUAGCAGACUCAAUGGAGCUGAGAUUCGCAUUGGAAACUCCCUGAAAAACAACGGCAUCGACAAUCCUAGGUGUGCUGUGAUCUCCUCUAUCCCAGCUGGCACUUCUAGCACCUUCCAGUGUCCGGGCAUGGAGGGUCGAUAUGUCAUCGUGGUCAUUCCAGGGAGGAAGGAGUAUCUGACCUUGUGUGAGGUGGAGGUGUACGGGUCACCCCUGGAUGGGACUGGGCCUACAUGUAACUAAAUCAGGCCUACAUGUAACUAAUUCUUAACAGCACCCUGCAAUGUUUGAGGAAUGUAUUGUCAUACAAAAAACAAUUCAUAUUUUUUUGUAUACUUCCAGUAUGUCAAUUAUCAAAAAUGUGUAUUUACUUUCAGUAUACAAAAACAAAUUUGGUCCACUAUUCUGGAAGUUCAUCUUGCACACUGUUUUUGGAAGUUUGGGUAUAAAUUGGCCAACAUUUCUUUCUAACACUUAAAAAACAAUAUUCAUACAUUUUAUGUAGCCUAAUUAUUGGUUAGAUGGUUCUCAAUCAUACUUAGAAAUACAUAUAAUGCUGUAACACUAUUGCUAUUAUGCUAAAAUGAAUUAAAGGUGAAAUCUUGGAUCUGGAA
Salmo salar (Atlantic salmon) is the source of this 1574-nucleotide messenger RNA. Its product is annotated as fucolectin-6. Lineage: Eukaryota; Metazoa; Chordata; Actinopteri; Salmoniformes; Salmonidae. The record is from RefSeq and is a predicted model, not a curated record.